UUUGCCAGGUUGCCACGAUUUCUCAAAUAUGAUGGAAAGUGGCUUAGCAACUUCAUCUGCCAGCUCCCUCAGGACCCGUGGAUGGAUUUCAUCAGGUCCCAUGGACUUGUGCACCUUCAGGUUCCAUAACAGGUCUCGAACCUGAUCUCCUCGUACUGUGGGCAGCUCUUCAUUUGCAGAGCCCCUGUUUUUGCCUUCUGUGACUUGGGCAGUGUGCUUAGAGCCCUUGCUGGUGAAGACUGAGGCAAAAAAGUCGUUCCAUAUCUCAGCCUUCUCUAUCUCCUGGGUGGCCAGGUCUCCCGUUUCCUUCUGGAGAGGGCCCACAGCUUCCCUGGUCUUGCCUUUAACUGUGAUAUAUCUAUAGAAGCUUUUUUUACUGUUUUUGAUGUUCCUGGCAAGAUUUAGUUCUGCCUGGGCUUUCGCUUGCCUGCUCUGGUUCCUGGCCGUUCACACAGUUUCUCUGUAUUCUGUCCAUUCUACCCGUCCCUGCUUCCACCCUCUAUAGGCCUCCUUUUUGGUUUUGAGCUUGUUCAGCAGUUCCUUGUUCAUCCAUGGAGGCCUUCUGGCUAUUUUGCCUGACUUGUUUUUUGGGAUGCAUCUCUCCUGAGCUUUGAGGAGGUGAUCCUUGAAUACCAACCAGCUUUCUUGGGCCCCUCUCCCCUCCAGUUCUUUCUCCCAUGCUACCCUGCCAAUCAUAUCCCUCAAGAGUCCAAAGUCUGCUUUCCUGAAGUCCAGGGUAGAAAGCUUGCUGCACGCCCUCGCUGCCGUAAGGAUCUUGAAUUCUACCAUUUCAUGGUCUCUGCAGCUGAGGGUAACCUUGAACCUGACAUUCCCCAACAGCCCCUCCUUGUUGGGAAGCACAACAUCCAGCACGGCUCCUUUCCUUGUUGGCUCCUUAAUCAUUUGAAGAAGAAAGUUAUCAUCAAUGCAUUCCAAGAACAUUCUGGAUCUCUUAUGUCCUGCUUCCCCAGUAAAGGGUGAAAAUGGGAUGGGCGUCUCCAAUCCCCAUCCUCCUCAGCUGUCCAACCACUACUUCCUGGAGCAAUAUAAGUUCAUGUAUGGCCUGAAGCCCUGCUGGGAAGGGGCUGGGUCUCAGAGUAACCAAUGGGGUAGAACCAGGAAAUCUCUCUCCUUCCUGCUUCUUCAAAAUCGAAACCAACUUGGAGACUGAAGCUGCCACCGGUCGCUCUUCAUGGCAGCCAGGACACCUCUGGAAGUGCUCCAGGAUGAAGCCUGCUGCUCCAUCUGCCUGGGAAUAUUCCAGGACCCCGUGUCCAUCCACUGUGGGCACAGCUUUUGCCGGUCGUGCAUCACUGAGACCUGGGAAGGAUGGACCACCAACUUCUCCUGCCCCCAGUGCAGGAAGAUGAAGUCACGGAAGAUCCUCCGCCCCAACAGGGAAUUGGCCAACGUGAUUGAAGCAGCCAAGAGAUUGAACCUGCCACCAGACAGAGAGGUGGAAGGAGGGGAGAACUUGUGCGAGAAACACCAGGAACCCCUGAAGCUCUUCUGCCAAGAUGACAAAAGGCUUAUCUGUGUGGUGUGUGACAGGUCCAAGGUGCACCGUGACCAUUCUGUGGUUCCCAUCGGCGAGGCUGCCCAGGAGUGCAAGAAACAAAUUCACACCCAACUGCACCUUCUGAAAUCAAAGCAAGAGGAGCUUCAAUCUUCCGUGAAGGACAGAGAAGACAGACUCAAGGACCACACUGAGAGGACAGAAGCUGCAAAGCAGGAGAUUGUGAGGACAUAUAGGAAGAUGCACGAGUUCCUGGAGAAGCAGGAGUCCUCUCUUCUGGCCCAGCUGGAGCAGCUGGACACAGAGAUAAGGAAAGCCCAUGAAGAAAUCCUCCAGAGGCUUUUGGAGGAGACAACGAGGCUGGGCACGCUGAUUGGGGAGAUGGAGAGGACGUACCAGCAGCCAGACUGGCAGCUCCUGAAGGACAUUGGAACCACCUUGAGCAGGGGCCAGAGGGAAACGCUCUCCCACUCACUCCAGAUUUCCCCGCGGCUGGAAAAGAAAUUCGCUGAUUUCACCACAAAAUCCGCAGCCAUCAAGGAGAAAUUCCGAGAUUUCCUGGUGCUCGAGGUUCCUUUGACAACUCAGAUGACGCUGGACUGGCAGACGGCCAACACCAAUCUUUACCUCUCGCAAGACUGCAAGCUCGUGUGGUACGAAUUCGAUAAGCAGAACCUGCCCUACAACCCGAGGAGGUUCAAAUUCGAUCCCUGUGUGCUGGGCUCAAGGGGCUUCUCAUCGGGGUGGCACCGCUGGGACGUGGAGAUCCACGGAGAAGGCAGAUGGGCCAUUGGGGUGGCCAAGGAGUCGGUUCCAAGGAAACACAUGUUUUCGCUGAAUCCCGAUGUGGGCGUGUGGGCUCUAUAUCAUACCCAUGAUGGGUACAAGGCUAUGACCUCUCCUUAUGUCAUCCCCUUGACUCUACGCCAUGUCCCCAAGCGGAUACGAAUCUGCUUGGACUAUGAGGAAGGGAGGGUGGUGUUUUUUGAUGCCGAGAGCAAAGAACGGAUCUUUGCUUUUCCACCAGCAACUUUCCAAGGACAGAGAGUCUUCCCGUUGCUCAUGGUAAGAAGAGAUGCUCAACUCAAACUUCUUCCCUAAGGCACAGGAGGGAAAAAGAAGAACAACAAAACCCAACCCCCAAAGACCUCGAGUUCCCUUGGGAAAGAAACCAGGGGCUGGGUUUUGUCCCAAUCCCACCAAAGGGACAGGAAAGGGGAGCGGUGUUCAGGUUCCUUUCCUUCUGUGCUAAAUGGGAGCAUUUCUGUGCCUUCAACUCUAUUUUGAUCUUUCAAUCGCUGUUUAAUCACUACAUGGCUGUUACAUGGUUGCUGCAAACUUGCCCUGUUGGGGAGUUAAAAGUAAAAGUUUAAUUCUAGAUCA
Messenger RNA from Calidris pugnax (ruff), 2899 nucleotides. RefSeq names its product tripartite motif-containing protein 7-like. The transcript is spliced from 7 exons. Gene Ontology annotation, molecular function: protein binding; zinc ion binding. Lineage: Eukaryota; Metazoa; Chordata; Aves; Charadriiformes; Scolopacidae. The record is from RefSeq and is a predicted model, not a curated record. Bases 1193 to 2617 code for a protein of 474 amino acids.